AUGGCGAUGAUGUGCAGGAUGAAGAGGAUGAUGAACAGCAUUCACUACAACCUCACAACCAAGAUGCAAAAACUUAAAACGUCUAAGCCUGUAGUUAAAACAGUAAAGAAAUGGACCAGAGAGGCUAAACUAGAACUACAGGACUGUUUUGAACACACGGAUUGGUCUGUUUUUGAAACUGCAGCUGCAAACCUGGAUGAACUGACGGACACUGUAACAUCUUACAUCAGUUUCUGUGAAGAGGUGUGUGUGCAAACUAAAACCUUCUGCACAUACAGCAACAACAAACCAUGGUUUACACCCAAACUCAAACAACUGCGUCGGGUCAAGGCGGACGCCUACAGGAGUGGAGAUAGGGCCCUGUACAACAAGGCAAGAAACACACUAACCAGGGAGAUCAGUAUGGCUAAAAGAAACUACACUGAAAAGCUGAAAAAACGUUUUUCAGCCAACGACCCUGCUACAGUGUGGAGAGGCCUUGGAGAAAUCACAAGUUACAGGAAACCUCCCCCACCCAUAGAUGCAAAUAAAGACCUUGCAGACGACCUCAACGACUACUUUUGUAGGUUUGAAAGUGACCACUUCACACCCAUCAAUCUACCCACCUCAUCUGCAUCUGUUAUUUCAUCUCUAACACCACCACCACCUUCCCCCCCAGUCACCCAGGCUACACUUGAGAUAGGUGUGAAAGAUGUCAGCCAGCUCUUCCGGAGACAAAAGACCAGGAAAUCGUCAGGCCCGGACAACAUCUCUCCCUCCUGUCUCAAAGCCUGCGCUGACCAACUGGCUCCAAUUUUUACACGUAUCUUAAACAGAUCCCUGGAACUGUCUGUUGUUCCCUCCUGUUUCAAACGCUCCACCAUCAUCCCGAUCCCCAAGAAACCCUCCAUAACUGGACUGAAUGACUACAGACCGGUAGCAUUGACAUCAGUAGUCAUGAAGUCAUUUGAACGAUUGGUGCUAGCCCAUCUGAAGGAAACCACUGGACACCUACUGGACCCACUGCAGUUUGCAUAUAGGGCUAACAGGUCAGUGGAUGAUGCAAUCAACAUGGGCCUUCACUACGUUCUGAAACACCUCGACUGCCCAGGGACUUAUGUAAGGAUCCUGUUUGUGGACUUCAGCUCGGCUUUCAACACUGUCAACCCUGGAAUUCUCUCCUACAAACUCUCUCAGCUCACUGUGCCCCCUGCCAUGUGUCAAUGGAUUACCAGCUUCCUGACAGGCAGAACACAGCAGGUGAAGCUAGGAGAAGUCACUUCUCACACUCGGACAGUCAGUACUGGUACUCCUCAGGGAAGUGUUAUCUCACCACUGCUCUUUUCACUCUACACCAAUGACUGCAUCUCCAGUGACCCAUCUGUGAAACUCUUGAAGUUUGCAGAUGAUACUACAAUCAUUGGUCUGAUUCGCGACGGAGAUGAAUCUGCUUACCGGCGAGAGGUCGACCAGCUGGUGCACUGGUGCAGUAUGAACAACCUGGAGCUUAACACGCUCAAGACUGUAGAGAUGACAGUGGACUUCAGAAAACACUCACCAGCACGGCUCCCACUCACAAUCUUAGGCAGUCCUGUUUCAACUGUGGAGUCCUUCAAGUUUUUGGGCACUAUCAUUUCCCAGGACCUGAAAUGGCGCUUCUGCUCUCAAGUUGGCGCCCCCAAUGGCGCUUCUGCUCUCAAGUCAGCACCUCCAGAGGGUGCUUCUGAACUCACGUUGGUGCCCUCCGACGGCACUUUUGAGCUCUCGUCGGCACCCCUAGAUGGUGCUCCUGGAUCCUUGUCAGCACCCCCCGACGGCACUUCUGAACUCUCGUUAGCACCCCUAGAUGGUGCUCCUGGCUCUUCGUCAGCGUCCCACAACGGCACUUCUGUUCCCUUGUUGGCGCCCCAAGAUGGUGCUUUUGAACUUUCGUUGAUGGCGCUUUUGAACUCUCGUUGGUGCCCUCCGACGGCACUUCUGAACUCAUUAGCACCCCUAGAUGGUGCUCCUGGCUCCUCGUCAGCGUCUCACAAUGGCACUUCUGUUCCCUUGUUGGCGUCCCAAGAUGGCGCUUCUGGACUCUCGUUGGUGCCCCCCAACGGCACAUCUGGAUUUCCGUCGGCAGUCCACUGGGCAUCUAUGGACAAGUCUAACCAUAAACCAAUGGCCAAGAGGCAACUAUCAGACAACAUUAAAGCCUGCACUACCAGACCCAUGACUACGAUGAAUAAGAAAGAACAAGCUAAAGAGAAGGGGCAGUCUAGCUCUGCCCAAAAUAUCCUGGAUGGGCUUGGCUCUAGAAGAAAACUGCAAAAGGAGCUGAUUGGCAACAUAGAGGAUUUUCACAGGCUGGACACACAUGCUAUUACUGCUGGUAAAGAGCUUAAGAGUAAGAAGAUCUUCUCAGUAAAGACUAUUGCACAGGCCAUCACAAAGGGGGCGUCCACUGAUUUAGAAAGACUCCGGGCUAUAUGGAUCUGGCUUUGUCAUAACAUAGAAUAUGAUGUAAAUGGAUACCUGGGUUUGACUGAGAAGACCUGUUUUCCUGAGGAAGUCAUUGAAACAGGACGAGGAGUUUGCUGUGGAUACUCCAGCAUAUGCUUAGAAAUGUGCAAGGAGGUUGGUAUUGAGUGCAGGGAGAUAGGAGGCCAUGGGAAAGGUGCAGGGUUCAAACAGGGUCAGAGCUACAAGGACAUCAAGGCGAAUCACACUUGGAAUGCAGUGCAUCUGGAGGGUCACUGGUACCUGCUGGAUGCCUGUUGGGGGGCUGGGAGAGUUGACUUGGACAAGAGGGCCUUCAUUAAAAGGUACAAUGAAUUGUAUUUUCUGACCAAUCCAGAAGACUUCAUCAAUUCACACUUUCCUGAUGAGGAAGAGUGGCAACUGCUGAAGAACCCCAUCACACUGGAGGAGUUUGAGAAAAGGGUGUUUAAAACUUCAGAAUUCUACAGAUUUGGGUUGACAUUGAUUCACCCCAAACAGUUCUUACUUAUUACAGAGGAUGGUGAGGCUUCCAUAUCAGUGGGCUUUUCUCAGCCUGUGGACUUCACAUAUCAGAUCUUCCAGCAUGGUGGUCAUGAUGAAAAAGAGCUCAGCAGCUCUAUGGGUCUGCUUACUGUCAACCAGAACAGCAUAAACCUCAGUCUAAUCCCCUCGACCUCGGGCACAUUUAACAUCAUGUUGUUUGCACGACCUGGUAACACAUCUAAAAAGUUCAGCUGGGUGUGUUCCUUUAUGUUGGAGUGUGAUCAGCCCAAACCUUCAGACAAACUCCCAGAGAACCCUUACUUGUUUUGGGGAAUGCACCAAAAUGCUGAGGAGCUGGGAUUGAAGCCUUGUGUGUAUGGACAAGAAGCAGUUAUUUUGCAAUCUGGAUCAUUUAAACUGGUGCUAGAGACUACCAGGCCACUUAUGAUGCUGUGUGAGCUAAGCCAUAUGGAUAUUGAUGAGAAUCUGGUUAGUAGAUGUCUUGCCACUCAAACUGAGGCAGAUAAACUUACCUGUAACAUUCUAUGCCCUUACACUGGUUAUUACAGACUGUCAGUAUUUGUUCAGGACUAUGAGAGCACUAACAACAGCUGUCAGAAUGCUGGUAACUUUCUGCUUCACUGUAUCAGCAACCCAAUCAACUUAAAUCAGCUUUAUCCUUCUGAUCUCUGCAACUUUUGUGGACCGGGAAUCAGGACUACUGAGGUCGGACUGUCAAAGUUCAGUCACACAGGGGCAAUAGUGUGCACACAGCGAGGAAAGUGCAACAUUACUUUUCAGAACCAUCAGAACUUAGACCUGUAUGCUAUUUUAACUACAGAGCAGUGGAAGCAGCCCAAACACCCCCUGUCUCGAUACACCUUCUUCACCUAUAACAACAGUAAGGUCACUCUUAGCAUAGCAUUACCUGAGCCAGGGGUUUACAAACUACGUCUGUGCGGCAAGACUCCACCCAGCCAAGAGUUUACAUUACUGUGUGAUUACAUUCUUCAGAAUAGUUCAGUGCAAGCCUGGCCCCCAUUCCCUUUCACCUACACAGCAUGGACAAAGAACCAUGUGCUGUUCGAGCCACAUUCAGGCGUUCUGGAGCCGCAAUGCUGGGUUCAAUUUCGAGUUCGUGUUCCUGGAGCCCAGAGAGUCUGCGUGCAGAGUGAAAACAUAAUGGACCUGCAACUUAAUAAGAGUUGCAUUUGGGAAGGGGAAGUGUUCACAGGGAAUGCGAAACAGCUCCAACUUGCUGCCAGCCAGGAGGAAAGCACAAAUCUGAUGGCCAUCCUGAUGUGCUUCGAUGUGCAAGAGCCGCAGAAUAAAAUAUAAAAGAAAACAUUGGCAGUUGUAGCCUAGUGGUUAAGGUACUGGACUAGUAAUCAGAAGGUUGCUGGUUCAGUCCCCACCACUGCCAGGUUGGCACUGUUGGGCCAUUGAGCAAGGCCCUUAACCCUCAAAUGCUUAGACAAUAUAUACUGUAAGUCGCUUUGGAUUAAAGCAUCUGCUAAAUGACAAAAAUGUAAAUGUAAAACACUGGUGCAAAGUCUAGUGCACAAUACCAUAUCAUGGCCAAGAGCUUCAAGUAAUCAUUUGAUUUUGAUCAAUACUAGUAACACUCUAAAUACAACAAAUGACUUUGUCCCAAACUACUAUUAAGUAUUAAACACUAAAUCAGAACACAGCAAAAUAUAACAAAUGGAAUGU
Messenger RNA from Trichomycterus rosablanca, 4659 nucleotides. RefSeq lists its product as uncharacterized. The transcript has 10 exons. Gene Ontology annotation, cellular component: cytoplasm. NCBI's taxonomy places the organism in Eukaryota, Metazoa, Chordata, Actinopteri, Siluriformes, Trichomycteridae. The coding region runs from base 1 to 4284 and encodes 1427 amino acids. The record is from RefSeq and is a predicted model, not a curated record.